CACUUGUCUUCAUCCCGCUUCCAACACAUCUCUCUGCCUUUAUCUGUCUCUCCCCCCUGCAUUCUUGACUAUCGCCUCCUCUGUUUUCUGAGAAAAGAAACUCUUUCUCCAUCUCUCUCUCUCUCUCUCUCUCUCUCACACACAAAACUUCUCAUGGGAAUCUUUUCAUUGAUUACUGGGAGGCCAGGCCCCAGUGGCUUUGGAUCCGCUUCCACUGCUGAACAAGUUACAGAAGGAGUUGAUGCCAGCAACCUCACUGCGAUCGUCACUGGAGGAGCAAGUGGGAUCGGUUUUGAGACAGCAAGGGUCUUGGCUCUGCGGAAAGCUCAUGUGGUCAUAGCAGCUAGGAACAUGGAUGCUGCAAAUGAAGCCAAACAGCUAAUUCUUAAAGACAAUGAAGCCGCUCAUGUUGAUGUUCUAAAACUCGACCUUUGCUCAAUGAAGUCCAUUAGGGCAUUUGUGGAUAACUUCAAUGCCCUCAAUCUUCCCCUAAACCUUUUGAUAAACAACGCGGGUAUUAUGUUUUGCCCCUUCCAACUUUCACAAGAUGGGAUAGAGUCCCAAUUUGCAACAAAUCAUAUUGGCCAUUUCCUCUUAACAAACCUCCUGCUUGACAAAAUGAAGAGCACGGCUAGGACGACAGGUAUUGAGGGCAGAAUUGUGAAUCUGUCUUCAAUAGCCCACCUACACACUUACGAAAAUGGGAUAAAAUUUGAUGGCAUCAAUGAUGAGAAGAGUUACUCGGACAAGAGGGCGUACGGCCAAUCCAAGCUUGCAAACAUAUUACAUGCCAAAGAGCUCUCACGGCGUUUGCAGGAAGAGGGUGCAAAUAUCACCGUCAAUGCCGUCCACCCAGGGUUGAUAAUGACCAAUCUCUUUCGACAUUCUGCCGUUCUGAUGAAAAUUUUGCAAAUGCUCUCGUACAUCCUAUGGAAGAACGUACCACAGGGAGCAGCCACCACAUGUUACGUUGCGCUACACCCAAGUAUGAAAGGUGUGACGGGGAAGUACUAUCUGGACUGCAAUGAGAUGGCCCCGAGCGCAUAUGCUAGUGACGAAACCUUGGCGAAAAAACUGUGGGACUUCAGCAACAAGUUGGUUAACUCACCUCCAACCACUUCAAAUUAGAUGUUGUGUCCUCUUGGUUGUGUGUCUAGAUUGCAAUUGUUACAACUUACAACACUAGCAGGUAUAUUAACUUGUGAUAUGCGAGUAACUAUGUGUUUAUGGGUUUAGUUUCUUUGGACAAAAGAACCUGCAUCUUGUUCAUAGUAAUAUUAAUAUCAUUUGAAUUUUCUUUUGUUGUGUCUUCA
Molecule: messenger RNA, 1313 nt
Organism: Vitis riparia (riverbank grape)
Lineage: Eukaryota; Viridiplantae; Streptophyta; Magnoliopsida; Vitales; Vitaceae
Product: short-chain dehydrogenase TIC 32 B, chloroplastic-like
Exons: 8
Coding region: 154-1128 (324 amino acids)
Source: RefSeq, a predicted model, not a curated record